GUCUGGCACUCCCAGAGUCAUGACGUAAUCUUCAAUGGGCGAGCAUAAGGUACCGUAUACACAACACAGAAGAGACAUGAAAUAUCCUCUGUGCAUUGAGUAUUGCCAUCUUCCAGUAAAUGCAGCUGCUUUCCAAGCGCGGAUUCUUUCUUUAUCGCAAGGCAAUUAUCCCUCCCAAGACGUAUAGGCUGUUCCAAAUUUCGCCUUCCAAAAUGGUCAAGAGUGAACAAGAUGUCAUCGAUGACUUCAACAACACGGUCAACAUGACUGCUGACGAGCUUGAAGAGUGGCUUAGAGGGGACGAAUCCCAAAAGGCCGGUUGGUCCAAGAAUGAUGGCUCUGGGGAGAGCAUUGGUCACGAGAGCGGGAGGAAGAUUGUCGAAAUUUUGAGGAAGAAUCCGGACAAAGACCCAUCCAAGUAUGAUGACGACGACCUGGCUCAUAUGAGGAAGGUUGCUGCUUAUAAUAAGCGACACCUGGCCCAGGAGGAAAAGGCCAAGCAAGACACCAACAGCAACUCAUACCGGUCCUUGAAGAACUGGGGCCACGAUGCACAAAAGGAGGCCUGAACCGUAUGGCGAACAAGGGUGAUAUGUAGACCCUGGUACCAAACUUUAGUCGGUUCUCACGAUUCCGGAGGGAAGAUAAAGUCCUUGACGAUGGUUGAACCAGCAUACUCGGGGUUGAGCAUGAUGCAAUUCAGAAAGUAGGCCAGGCCUUCGCGUCGCUUUUCCAGGAAUUUGGGCCGAAAUUUGUAGAUGGCGCUUUUUGGAGGGAGUGGCGGUAGAGUAGUCUUGUUCGAUUGAGGGAAGGCUUUGAUCAACUUCCUUCUUAGCUCAUCGAAUUCCGAGUAUCGUUUUCGGAUGGUCAUUGGCCCUCCGUCAAGCGUCUGAACUUUGCAAUUCCAUACCACAUAGGCUCCGAGCCCUGGUGGGCUGCCAUGGACGAUGACAUAGUCGUCAAUGGUGAUGGACUUGGCCCAAAGAGCGCCUCUGGUAGCUGCUCGAGACUCGGUAUGGUCCUCGAGGGUGA
Exophiala dermatitidis NIH/UT8656 is the source of this 1032-nucleotide messenger RNA. RefSeq lists its product as uncharacterized. NCBI's taxonomy places the organism in Eukaryota, Fungi, Ascomycota, Eurotiomycetes, Chaetothyriales, Herpotrichiellaceae. The transcript has 3 exons. The record is from RefSeq and is a predicted model, not a curated record. Bases 120 to 569 code for a protein of 149 amino acids.